AUGCAACUAGAGCCGGCCGAGACUUCAAACCUCGAAUCUCAGACCAACCGCUCUCAGCCUUCCACCUCCGUCCCUUCUCAACAUGGCUUCCAUCGCUCCCAGUCAGUCUCGCCAGACUCGUCCUCAGCCACACGCUCUCCGCUAUUUGUCGACACUGCGUCUGCAGCCACGCCGCGCUCCCAUGGCCCGGCUGCUCUUGACUUCGGCCGCCUCAGCCAAGAACUCGGCCGAUUGAGCGUCGCCGACGAUGGCCGUGCCGAUGAUUCUGUAGAAUUACGCUUUACUGUUGCCAAUGCUAAUGUCAAAGCCCCUUCUGCUGGUCGACGCAUCUCGGAAUAUGAAAAGGCUGCCUCCGCCUCGGCGUCCCGACAGAGCCCUCGCCCCCCGCUGGGCUUCAAGGUUACCAAGCGGCCCGGGUCGCCUUCAGAUGGCGUCCAGUUGACUGACUUCCCCAAUGAGAUACUGACCCACGUCUUAUCUCAUCUCCAUCCCGACUCCCACGGUGCCGUCGCGCUGGUCUCGAAACGAUUCUACGCUUUGGUCACCACUCCGUAUGCAUGGAGGACGGCUUUCAUGCGCUACUUCCCGGAGCAGGAUGUCUUGGAUACCUCCCAGAGAGCUAUACACUCUGCCCAGCAUGACGGCUCGUCGGAUGAGAUCCGGUCUGAGUCCCGCUACUUUACGCGGCUUACUCCGCUGGCUUCCUGGCGCAGCGAGUACCUUCUGCGCACUCGCCUGCUCCGGAGCGUUGCUCGUGGAAAGCCUGGAAGCAUCGGUUCUUCGAUUCGCUCCAGCCAGACGGGGAAGAAGGCUAGCGCCGUUCUGACGUACAACUCGAAGCUCCCGUGGACCAUCACCCACAUCCAUGCCGCCUUUGUUGCUAGCAAGAAGGGCCCGAGAGUCAUCCAUGGCGCUGCCGACCUCUGUGUGGCUUCUGUCAGCGACCCCAUUAUUGGGAAGGUCGAAAAAUGGGGCUUGGAUGAUCCCUUUUCGUUUGCGCAGUUGGACGAGAUGUUUCCGAAUCUCGAGCCGUAUGGCGUUGGCGACGACCCAGCUGCAGUUCCUAGCGUCAUAGACGUGAGCCAGCCAUAUGGAAUUGUCGGCGGAGAAGGAUUUCCUGGUGGUCGCGUUUAUUUUCGCGCUACCGGCGAGCUUCGUGGACGCUAUCUCAGCCCGGACAGCACCAUCAUUGAUAUGAUGCCCGAAAUCCCCAAGAUUCCGGAGCUUUCCGAGGCCAUUUGCUCCGUUUGGAUUGCAAAGUCGUCGAGUGUGCCAGCUAUGACGCACUCCAUGUUCGGUAUCCUGACCGGUUCAUCGCUCGGGGUGGUGACUAGUUAUGCGGUCCGCUAUGACUCGACCGGUCCUCGGUAUUCUAAUGGCGACAUGACCGCUCGAUGGGUCCUUAGCCCGGGCGUGCCGAUCAUCGACAUAAAGGUCGACGGCAGUUACAACCCAAAGCGAAAGGCACUCAACCGGGUCUGGGCCGUUGCCCUGAAUGCACUGGGAGAGGUCUACUACCUGGCCGAGACACCCACUCCACCGUUGGCUCGCGGGAAAGCAGAAAAUGCGACCAAGGACGCCUGGUACGCCGGUCGCACUGCGUACUGGAAGCUCAUCGAGCCAACCCGCCGCCUAGCACGGCACGAUGAAUUCGACAGAUAUGCGACUCGCGGCGCGUAUUCCCCUAGAUCACUGGCCAACUCAAUGAAUUUGAGCAAAGAGCAGAUCGUGGCUGAAGCAAAGGAAAUUGAAAAGUUCCUCCGACACAAACCAGCUCAUUUCCGGAAUGCAUGCCAGGGUUGGGACAUGCGCCGAAAGAUCGAGGUUGAUUUCGCUGGAGGCGACAAGAAUGGCAGCGGUGAAGCUGUCUUUGUCAUCACAUGCGGGCAUGAGAAAGGGGAACGCGCCUCUGUUUGCAGAUACAUCAGGGGGGCUGGUCUCACGGAACCCUCAACCCCAACCGGGUUCUCGACACCCUUCGUCAAGCCGAAGACCACAAGUCCGUCCAUUUUUGGCGGUAUGGGAGCCCCCGAUGGUCCUGAAAUUGCGGUUGGGACCCCCGACUCUUCUAAGUCGGCCACACUGCAGCUCGGCCCCGUAUCUCAGGGGCUGGAUGCUGAAGAGUGGCGAGCAACGGAAUUCUCACUAGAAAAUCAUGGCGGUACAGAGAUUACGGCAACCGCUGUUGAUAUUUGCACAUUUGCUAUUAUGGCGUCUUUCGAGGACCCUUUGCUUCUCGCAUCUCAGGAAGCAACACCUGAAAACCCAAAGAGAGCUGCCUCGAAACUCUCUGCAGGCGAAGUCCCGGGACGACGCUCACGUGCACUGGCCAUUGGGACCAAUACUGGCUCGGUUAUCAUGUGGAACAUGAGGGACACGACUCUCGUGGCAAAACCCAUGAGAGUGAUCCAGACCGAUUCGCCAAGCAUAUCGUGUCUUGCGGUGUCGGCGCUCUAUCUGGUCCAUGGCGGCAGCGAUGGUCUCGUGCAAGCCUGGGAUCCCCUGGCGUCUUCCCUUGAGCCAGUACGAACGCUCAAUGCCAAAUCAUCUGGUCGGAUCCCUCGUCACAUCCUCAAUGCCAAUCCCGCACUGCAGAAUGCCAACUAUACUGCUGUUGGCGCAAUCUUCUUGGAUCCUGACCCGACUGUUCUUCGGGGCGUCCUAUCUUUUGGUACCUUUCUUCGGUUUUGGACGUACAGUUCAACUGGCCAGUCUCCAGGCCGGAAACGUCGCAUUCGCCACUCCGAUAUACACGGCCGCCUGGCCACCCGUCGUCACGGCGGUGCGGUCUCGAGCUAUAUUGCCGCCGAGGAAGCAGAGCUCCGCCAGGAACAGGAACACCGCUCACGUGAGCUUGGCCGACUCCGUAAGCGGUUUGGCGUCGGGCUUGGUGACUUGACCGAAGAGGAGGCUAUUCGCUACGCAGAGCUCAUCUCGGAGGAGUCCUUCCUUGACGAGCAACGCCGCUUGAGUGCUAGUGAUACUGGGUCGGCUGCUGAUAUCGGCGAUACGGCGUCCUCGACGGGCAGCGUCGAUACUGUCACUUCCGAGCCAAGUCUUUCUGGCGCGAGUCCAAGUACUUUGAGUCUCCCUCCCCUUCAAGAGGAGACGGAUGACGAUUAUGAAGCUCAAAUUCAGCGCGCCAUUCGUCUGUCUUUGCUCGAGGGUGUCAACGAUGCAGAACAGUCUCCUCCAAACCGCAGCUCCGGAGACUACGAGUUCCACGUCAAGGUCAAGUUGAAAGACAAGAAGAAAGGGAAAGGGUCUUCGUCGACAUCUCCUUCCACAGCCAGCACUCCUGCAAUGCAGUACGAGGGCUCAAGCCAAAACGUUGGAGUCGAUGCCGAUGGUGACCUUGCCCUUGCCCUGCGACUGAGUCUUGAGGAAGAGUCAGCUAGGCAGGCUGAGGCUGCCGGGGCUUCUGCAGCGAGUGCUGGAUUUGAUGACUAUCCGCCGUUGGAGGUGGAUGUCAAGGGGAAGGGAAAGUGGGCCUAG
This is a messenger RNA of Lasiosphaeria miniovina, 3495 nucleotides long. RefSeq lists its product as uncharacterized. The transcript is spliced from 2 exons. Gene Ontology annotation, biological process: proteasome-mediated ubiquitin-dependent protein catabolic process. The record is from RefSeq and is a predicted model, not a curated record. Gene Ontology annotation, cellular component: nucleus; cytosol; proteasome regulatory particle, base subcomplex. Gene Ontology annotation, molecular function: polyubiquitin modification-dependent protein binding. Bases 1 to 3495 code for a protein of 1164 amino acids. Lineage: Eukaryota; Fungi; Ascomycota; Sordariomycetes; Sordariales; Lasiosphaeriaceae.